This is a messenger RNA of Eremomyces bilateralis CBS 781.70, 888 nucleotides long. Its product is annotated as BIG1-domain-containing protein. NCBI's taxonomy places the organism in Eukaryota, Fungi, Ascomycota, Dothideomycetes, Eremomycetales, Eremomycetaceae. Gene Ontology annotation, cellular component: endoplasmic reticulum membrane. The record is from RefSeq and is a predicted model, not a curated record. The transcript has 5 exons. Gene Ontology annotation, biological process: (1->6)-beta-D-glucan biosynthetic process; fungal-type cell wall biogenesis. The coding region runs from base 1 to 888 and encodes 295 amino acids.
AUGGCGCUCCAACGGCUUUCGCUUCUUGCGAUGACCCUACCUUUGGCUGCGUCAUUCCAGAACACCUCACCUUUCUUCCUCCUCUCUACCAACCAGAUACCUGUAUCUUCUCUGGACAGUAUCCCCCUCCAGUCCGGCUCAUCGGUCCUCUCGUCCACCAAAGACGUGCUCUCAACCUGUCCAUCCGAUACAUAUAUCCUGAUCAGCCAGCCCGGUACAUCUCCUUUAGACUUUACCGACGGUGAUGCGACCCCUCACCUCCGAAAGCUCCUUCAGAAAGAUACGGAUCGAGUUCGGUCUUCAGCGACUAUACCCAAUGUUCUCGGAAGCGUAGAUGUCAACGAGCUAGCACAGUGGUUAUCUCAGAAAUGCCAUGCUCGAAUUGAUGAUAUUGAUGUAAAUGCCUACAUCUCUCCGAGCCAAAGUGAGCUGCCUCGUGUCAUUAAAGCGGAGUUUCCCAUGCUCCCCGUCGAUGAAUUCCGAGCAGGCAAGCUUUCAUCUUAUGACUCCUUCUUACAUUCCCUGCUUUCCACAUUCGAAAACCAAUCCCUCACACUUUUAUACACGACAACUCCCCCUCCGGCAUCCUACGUCCCAUCCCAAGAGAAUCUCUCCCCGACAUAUGAGAUGGAUGAUCCUUUCGCAUCCGUGCUCCACGAGGAUUUGAGGCGGGAUGUUUCUGCUCACGAUUCAGAGGGCACCCUCCCUGAAGGCGGACUAUUCGAGCGAUAUCAAUUUUUCAGUCCUGCAAUCUUUAUGACCCUUAUUGUCAGCAUUCUCUUGUUGCUCGUCCUCUACAUCGCAAUUUCUGCCCUUUCGGGCCUGCAGGUUUCAUACUUCGCAUUUAGCAAAGAGAUGGGCCCGAGUGGCUACAAGAAAAUCCAGUGA